AUGACAGGAGGUCUCACCGACAAGGAAAUCAAUCAGACAUAUGUCAAGGUUCUGGGUCAGAUGCCAUAUUUCCGCAGAUCGGGUGGGCGUGACCACAUUUUCGUCUUCCCAAGCGGUGCUGGAGCUCACCUGUUUCGCUCGUGGGCAACUUUUCUGAAUCGAUCCAUCAUCCUCACUCCAGAGGGUGACCGUACUGACAAGCGAGGUAUAAGCGCAUUUAAUACAUGGAAAGACAUUAUUAUCCCGGGGAAUGUGGAUGAUUCUAUGGUGAAACCUGAUGCUCGUGCUGUCCAACCAAUUCCGUUGACGAAAAGGAAGUAUUUAGCAAACUUUCUUGGUCGUGCCCAGGGAAAAGUAGGCCGUCUUAAAUUGGUGGAACUGGCAAAGCAGUAUCCUGACAAGGUUUGUCUUUCUUUUGAUAUCCAAAUACAGUUUAACAUGAUAUUAAUCAGUAUGGCUUCUGUGGGUUAA
Triticum turgidum subsp. durum (durum wheat) is the source of this 471-nucleotide messenger RNA. The record is from the annotation of a GenBank genome assembly. NCBI's taxonomy places the organism in Eukaryota, Viridiplantae, Streptophyta, Magnoliopsida, Poales, Poaceae.